Messenger RNA from Cuscuta campestris, 615 nucleotides. The record is from the annotation of a GenBank genome assembly. NCBI's taxonomy places the organism in Eukaryota, Viridiplantae, Streptophyta, Magnoliopsida, Solanales, Convolvulaceae.
CAAAUUCAUUAAGGCAAUAAUUCACAAACAAAAUUAAAAUACUUAAAUUUAUAUUCUCGCUGCCAGUCUCACUGAUCGUCUGUGAACCCAACCAGCAAGCACCAUGGGGAUUCUGUCAUGGUUUAGAGGUGGCGAUAAACCAAAUGCUUCUUCCUCCUCAUCGGAUUCCGCCGCCAAGUCCGCCGCGAACUCAAACCCCAAUCCGAAGUCCCAACCAUCUUCCCAGAAGCAGCAGCAGGAGGUCCCAGGCAUGAACGGGGCGGUGGAAGUUUCCAGGCCCCUCCCUCCGCCGAACGUCACCAUUUUCGAAUUCGGAUCCGUCGCCGCUUCUGCCGACAAGGUAACCGUCGCCGGUUACUGCCCGGUCUCCGAGGAGCUGGAGCCCUGCCGCUGGGAGAUUCUUCCGGCCAGCGCCUCCGAUGCCCCCCAGUUUCGCGUCGUCUUUUGAUGUCAAAAUGGUUUAAUUUCCGGUGGGGAAUUCUCGUGAGUUCCCAAAAUCCAUCUCUUGCUAUCUGUAUACUUUUAUCGAACUUGCUACAUUGCAAUUAUUGAAAAAAAUCAGAAACCCUAAUCUUGUUGUUAAUUUUUCUUUGCUUUUAGCUUCUGGGGCAUUUC